This is a messenger RNA of Arachis stenosperma, 4748 nucleotides long. RefSeq names its product pleiotropic drug resistance protein 1-like. NCBI's taxonomy places the organism in Eukaryota, Viridiplantae, Streptophyta, Magnoliopsida, Fabales, Fabaceae. Gene Ontology annotation, cellular component: membrane. The record is from RefSeq and is a predicted model, not a curated record. Bases 121 to 4479 code for a protein of 1452 amino acids. Gene Ontology annotation, molecular function: ATP binding; ABC-type transporter activity; ATP hydrolysis activity. The transcript has 22 exons.
AACAAUAGUCCUUUGUCAUGCAAACUCAGAGCAACAUCAAAGUGAUGCUCAUCAAAAUUUGAUCUCACUAACUUAAGUCACACAAAAAGAACAACAAUUUUCUAUGAGAUACCAUCAUCAAUGGAGAUUAUCAACAACAACAAUAACAAUGGAAUUUCAAGAGUUGAAAGCCUAAGGAGUAAUAGCUCCAACACAUGGAGGAACAAUAGCAUGGAUGUUUUCUCUUCGUCCGAACGGCGCGAAGACGAUGAAGAAGCUCUCAAAUGGGCGGCAAUUGAGAGGCUUCCGACGUAUUUGCGCAUUCGGAGAAGCAUGAUAAACAAUUCGGAGGUUGACAUCAAGCACAUGGGAUUAACGGAGAGGAAGAUUCUUCUUGAGAGGCUUGUCAAGAUUGCUGAAGAAGAUAAUGAGAAGUUCUUGUUGAAACUAAGAGAAAGGAUGGAAAGAGUUGGACUUGAUAUUCCAACAAUUGAAGUGAGGUUCGAGCACAUAAAUGUGGAAGCACAAGUUUAUGUUGGAAGAAGAGCAUUGCCUACCCUAUUCAAUUUCUAUGUGAAUGUUUUAGAGGGGUUCUUCAAUUAUCUCCACAUUAUUCCAAGUCCAAAGAAGCCUUUACACAUCCUUCAGAAUGUUAGUGGAAUCAUAAGGCCCAGAAGAAUGACUCUGUUGUUGGGACCCCCAAGCUCAGGGAAGACCACAUUGCUAUUAGCCUUAGCUGGAAAACUUGGUAAAGAUUUAAAAAAAUCAGGGAGAGUAACAUACAAUGGGCAUGGGGUAGAAGAGUUUGUGGCACAGAGAAGUUCAGCGUAUAUUGGGCAACAUGAUAACCACAUUGGUGAAAUGACUGUUAGAGAAACCCUUGCUUUCUCUGCUAGAUGCCAAGGGGUUGGACACAACUAUGAGAUGCUGAUUGAACUUUUGAGAAGGGAGAAGGAAGCCAAAAUCAAACCAGACACUGAUGUUGAUGCUUAUAUGAAGGCAGCAGCACUAGAAGGACAACAAACUAGUGUGGUCACUGACUACAUUCUUAAGAUCUUAGGGCUUGAAGUUUGUGCUGACAUUAUGGUAGGAGAUGGAAUGAUUAGAGGAAUUUCAGGAGGUCAGAAAAAGAGAGUCACUACAGGAGAAAUGCUUGUUGGACCUAUAAAGGUGUUGUUCAUGGAUGAAAUAUCAACUGGUUUGGAUAGUUCGACAACUUUUCAGAUAAUGAAUUCGAUUCGGGAAUCGAUUCAUAUUCUGAACGGAACAGCACUUGUGUCUUUGUUACAGCCAGCACCAGAAACUUAUGAAUUGUUUGAUGAUAUAAUACUUCUAACGGAUGGACAAAUAGUGUAUCAAGGGCCAAGACAAAAUGUGCUUGAGUUCUUUGAAUCAAUGGGAUUCAAGUGUCCUCAAAGAAAAGGAGUUGCUGAUUUCUUACAAGAGGUGACAUCAAGAAAAGAUCAAUGGCAAUAUUGGGCUCUCAAGGAUGAACCAUACAACUUUGUAACUGUCAAGGAUUUUGCUGAAGGCUUCCAAUUAUUCCACAUUGGUCAAAAGCUUGGAGAUGAGUUGGCCAUUCCUUUUGACAAGUCAAAGAGCCAUCCAAGUGCAUUGACCACAAAAAAGUAUGGUGUAAACAAGAAAGAGCUUCUCAAGGCUUGUGCUAGCAGAGAAUUCUUGCUUAUGAAACGAAAUUCCUUUGUCUACAUCUUCAAAGCCAUACAAUUAGUUUAUUUAGCAGUCAUGACAACAACACUGUUUCUAAGACCAAAGAUGCACCGAGAUUCUGUGUUGGAUGGAGGAACUUACUUGGGUGCACUUUUCUUCACAAUCACAGUGGCAAUGUUCAAUGGAAUUGCAGAACUAAACAUGACCAUAAUGAAACUCCCUGUGUUCUACAAGCAAAGGGACCUUCUCUUCUACCCUGCAUGGGCCUAUUCUAUUCCUCCAUGGAUUCUCAAGAUUCCAAUUACACUUGUUGAAGUUUUCCUUUGGGAAGCAAUUUGUUACUAUUCUAUUGGUUUUGAUCCAAAUUUUGGAAGGGUUUUGAAACAGUUCUUGGUAAUCUUCUGCAUCAAUCAGAUGGCGUCUUCGCUGUUUCGGUUGAUGGCAGGACUUGGAAGGGAUGUUAUAGUUGCUAACACUGUUGGUUCAUUUGCAUUGCUCAUAGUUUUGGUCUUGGGAGGAUUUGUCAUUUCAAGAGAGGAUGUGCACAAAUGGUUCUUAUGGGGCUACUGGUCCUCACCACUGAUGUAUGCCCAGAAUGCCAUUGCUGUUAAUGAGUUUCUUGGCCAUAGUUGGAGAAAGGUUCUUCCUGGUACCAAUGAAACUCUGGGAGUAUUGGUACUCAAAUCUCGUGGACUAUUCACAGAAUCGUAUUGGUUUUGGUUAGGAAUAGGAGCUUUGAUUGGUUAUGUUUUCCUCUUCAAUUUUCUCUUCACCUUGGCUUUGCAAUACCUCAGUCCAUUGAGAAAGAAUCAAGCAGGAUUGUCCCAAGAGAAAUUGCUCGAGAGAAAUGCUUCCACUCGCGAAGAGGCCGUUCAAUUAUCGACACGAAAAAGCUCCACAGAAGCUAAGGUUAUAGAAGAAGCAAGCAUUUCAUCCAGGUCACUUUCUGGAAGAGUUGGUGAUUAUAAUAAUAAUAAUAGUAAUGGAAGAAGUGGAAGGAGGGGCAUGGUUCUUCCCUUUCAACCUCUUUCCCUAACUUUUGAUGAGAUAAGAUAUUCUGUAGACAUGCCACAGGAAAUGAAAAAUCAAGGGGUUUUCGAAGAUCGUCUAGAACUUUUGAAGGGUGUUAGCGGCGCUUUUAGGCCGGGAGUACUAACAGCUUUGAUGGGUGUAAGUGGAGCCGGCAAGACUACUCUGAUGGAUGUUUUGGCCGGAAGGAAAACCGGUGGAUAUAUAGAAGGAAGCAUCACAAUCUCUGGUUAUCCUAAGAAUCAAGAAACGUUUGCUCGAAUAUCCGGAUACUGCGAACAAUUUGAUAUCCACUCACCUUAUGUGACAGUCUAUGAGUCUUUGAUGUAUUCAGCAUGGCUUCGUUUACCCCAUGAAGUUGAUCCUUCAACAAGAAAGAUGUUCAUUGAGGAAGUUAUGGAGCUUGUGGAGCUUAACUCAUUGAGAGAAGCACUUGUUGGAUUGCCGGGGGAGACAGGACUUUCGACCGAGCAAAGAAAACGGCUAACAAUUGCAGUUGAGCUUGUAGCCAACCCAUCAAUAAUAUUCAUGGAUGAACCAACCUCUGGCCUUGAUGCCAGAGCAGCUGCAAUUGUAAUGAGAACUGUGAGGAACACGGUCGACACAGGCCGGACCGUGGUUUGCACCAUUCACCAGCCUAGUAUUGACAUAUUUGAUGCCUUUGAUGAGCUGUUACUCUUAAAAUUGGGAGGGGAACAAAUAUAUGCCGGCCCAUUAGGCCGCCAUUGCUCACAAUUGAUUCAAUACUUUGAGGGUAUUGAAGGAGUUCCUAAGAUCAAAGAUGGUUAUAACCCUGCAACAUGGAUGUUGGAAGUUACAUCAGCAGUAACAGAAGCAAAUCUUAAUGUCAACUUCACUAAUGUGUACAGAAGCUCAGAACUACACCGGAGAAAUAAACAACUGAUCCAAGAACUUAGUAUACCUGUACAAGGUUCAAGAGAUCUAUACUUUGAUACUCAGUAUUCACAGAACUUUCUAACACAAUCCAAAGCAUGCCUAUGGAAACAACAUUUAUCAUAUUGGAGGAACACAUCCUAUACAGCAGUUAGACUGCUAUUCACAGCAAUUAUAGCUCUAGUGUUUGGGGUCAUCUUUUGGGACAUUGGCUUCAAAAGGAGAAAGGAGCAAGAUCUUUUCAAUGCAAUGGGAUCAAUGUAUGCUGCUGUUACUUUCAUUGGGGUGCAAAAUGGUGCCUCAGUGCAACCUAUGAUAGCAGUUGAGAGAACAGUGUUCUACAGAGAAAGAGCUGCUGGAAUGUAUUCAGCUUUGCCAUAUGCUCUUGCACAGGUUAUUAUUGAACUUCCGCAUAUCUUGGUUGAGGCUCUUGUUUAUGGGGUUAUAGUGUAUGCAAUGAUGGGGUUUGAUUGGACAGCAUCAAAGUUCUUGUGGUAUCUAUUCUUCAUGUACUUCACAUUCUUAUAUUACACCUUUUAUGGGAUGAUGACAAUGGCGAUAAGUCCCAACCCACAUGUUGCCGGUAUAUUGUCCGGUGGAUUCUAUGCAAUAUGGAGCCUUUUCUCAGGCUUCAUCAUUCCCUUAUCGAGAAUACCCAUAUGGUGGAAGUGGUGCUAUUGGAUAUGCCCUGUUGCAUGGACACUGAAUGGAUUGGUGACUUCACAAUAUGGAGACAACAUGGACAAACUUGAAAAUGGUCAAAGGAUUAAGGAUUUUGUGGAGAGUUACUUUGGAUUUCACCAUGACUUUCUUGGAGUUGUUGCAAUUGUGGUGGCUGCUUUCUCACUCUUAUUUGCACUCAUUUUUGCAUUUGGCAUCAAAGUAUUCAACUUCCAAAAAAGAUGAUCAAAUUGUAUAUGUGCUCUUUAAUUAAUUGUUUCUAAAAACAAUUUAUAGAAAAUCAAACACACUAGCAUUAUAUAGCAUUGUAUAUUGCUUGACAAAAUUUAUUGCUCCAAAUCCAUAUCCUAGGUUUUCUUUUCUUUGCAAUCAUAUGGGUUUUCAAUUGUACUAAAACCCAAGGGGGAAAAAAUAGUUACACUUACAAUAGCAAUGGAAUUAGAAAAUAUAUAUAUACAUUACAAGAUAUAUUUUUAUUUUAGUCUUUUGCAAUC